AUGGUCCCUAAGCGGAAGACUCCAUUGGAAGGGCCCCUUACCCCAAAACGGGCCCGAAAACAGUCUACACUCGACCACUCAGAUCCAAUUUACGAAGAGACACACUCAGAUGUUGAGUACUCAGCAUCAAGGACACCAAGUGUAGCUAGUGAUGACCUCAACGAAACCCCCGCGACGCCAUUCUCAACGAGCUCCGCCCGAUAUCCCUCCGAACUCAAAAAUCAUCGAUGUCCCUUUGACGGGUGCACGAAAGCCUUCAAUCGCCCCGCCCGGUUGCAAGAGCAUCUUCGAUCACAUAACAAUGAACGUCUUUUUCAAUGUACAUUUGAGGACUGCGACAAGACUUUCUUACGAGCAUCCCAUCUCCACCACCACAUCAAGAGUGCCCACACCGGAGUCCGGGACUACGUCUGCGAUCGCCCGGGCUGUGAGAAGAGCUUUGUGACCGGCUCAAGACUCCGUCGACAUUUGGCUGCGCAUGAUGGAAGGGAUAAGUAUCGCUGUACUGAGUAUCCGCCCUGCGACGAGACCUUCCGGAAGCAUUCAACCCUGCAAAAGCACAUCACCACCGUGCAUCUCCAAGAAAAACCAUUUGCGUGUCCCCACGUCGACCCGACUACGGGCCAGAAAUGCCCGAUGGCUUUUGACACGGCGGGCCAUCUUCGAGCCCAUGAAAGCAGGGUCCACACAGAGAGACGUUUUAGCUGUGCCGAGUGUGCUCAACACCUGCAAGACCAACCAUCCGAUACCAACCUCACCGAGGACGCUGUGAUCUUUUCCUCCUAUGCCCUCCUCCAAUCUCACAUCCGGACUGUUCAUCCUCCCAAAUGUCUCCACUGUCCCAUUAUCUGCUCGACGUCUCGCGAGCUUCGGCGCCAUCUGGAGGUGGCCCACGGCGAUGUCAGCUUAGAAGAAAGAAAAACGUUCACAUGCACCGCCGCCGGCUGCGACCGUCGCUUCACCAAGAAGGGCAACCUGACCGUCCAUAUCCGGACGGUGCACGAGGGCGAGAAACGGUUUGCCUGUGGCGAGACCGACCUGUCCACCUCGAAGAAGGUCGCCGGCUGGGACGGCAUCGGGUGUGGGAAACGGUACGGCAGCAAACUCGCUCUCGAGGAGCAUGUGCGCACCGCCCACCUGGGUUUCCAGAAUGCCAAGGCAGAGCGGCGGCAGCGGCUAGGGUUGACCCAGGAUUCCAGUACCGGCCAGCAGGUCUCCACUCUGGCGGCACUGACGGGCCAGGGCUAUGCGGAGGAAACGGGCCGUCACAUCCGUUGCUUCGACGAUUCCUGCGAGCAUCGCUUCCAUCGCGACUACGACCUGUGGAUGCACAUGGGCACCAAGCAUGGCUGCUCUGAGGACGAGGUCCAGGGUCUGUUCAUGCAGCGGGCCCUGCUGGCGGAUGACACUGGGCCGGGGGGCAACUCUCUAGGGAUCUAUGGUCUGGAAUUUGACAACGAUGUGCAGCCCUUUUUCCAUGAACCAUCUCAGCUGGCGGGCAACCCCCCGCCUCACGACUCGUCUCUUGUUCUUGACCAGACUGGUCUGGACUCUGAUUUUAUGAUGCAUGAUUUUCCCAGCCACGAUGAGAUGGCUAUGAUUGAUCCUGUUCUGGCAUAUCAUUUGAUGGAAGAGUAG
Penicillium alfredii is the source of this 1638-nucleotide messenger RNA. Its product is annotated as C2H2-type zinc finger protein. Gene Ontology annotation, cellular component: nucleus. The transcript is spliced from 2 exons. Gene Ontology annotation, biological process: regulation of transcription by RNA polymerase II. Lineage: Eukaryota; Fungi; Ascomycota; Eurotiomycetes; Eurotiales; Aspergillaceae. The coding region runs from base 1 to 1638 and encodes 545 amino acids. The record is from RefSeq and is a predicted model, not a curated record.